AUGAGCUCUGCACCAAGCUGGCGCAGGAAGCGCCCCCGCUCCGCCGCCUCCAUCUUCCAGGGCAGCAAGACCUCGCCGCGUGGCUGCGACGGUGAACGCCGGAGCAGCGGCUCCGAGAGCGCCUACCAGACCCAGAGAGCCCUGGAUGACUGCAAGAUGCUUGUCCAGGAGUUCAAUACCCAGGUGGCUCUAUACCGGGAGCUGGUCAUUUCCAUUGGGGAUGUCUCAGUCACCUGUCCAUCUCUGCAUGUGGAAAUGCACAAAACUCGAACCCGAGGAUGUGAGAUAGCCUAUCAGGCUCAUCAAAAACUAGCAGCAAUUUCUGGGUAG
Gymnogyps californianus (California condor) is the source of this 330-nucleotide messenger RNA. RefSeq names its product regulator of G-protein signaling 7-binding protein-like. Lineage: Eukaryota; Metazoa; Chordata; Aves; Accipitriformes; Cathartidae. Gene Ontology annotation, cellular component: neuron projection; postsynapse; nucleus. The record is from RefSeq and is a predicted model, not a curated record. Bases 1 to 330 code for a protein of 109 amino acids. The transcript has 2 exons. Gene Ontology annotation, biological process: G protein-coupled receptor signaling pathway.